UUUUAUGUCUUCGUUUUUUUUUUUGGCUUUUUCUUAGGCUUCAUUUCCGCAGAAAGUGUGUUGAAUAAGCUCUGCUUGCUGGAGAAAUUGGAUUUGUGGAACGCCAACAUAUUUCCCAAGUCAGUGUGCAAUGGGGUUGUGGAAUUAAUUUGAAUGGGCCUGUGCGUUUUUGGGAUAAUUUCGCUGCCGUAAACAACGGACAAAGUCCUUUCUUUUUUCUCGCCCUCGAGGAUAAUGUCAGCUCAAAGACUAGCCAAUUCUUUCAAAGACGGAAUCACCUCGAGCUCUUUAUCUAAUGAAGUGAUUGCAGGGAAGAUUGCUAAGGUACUUGCUGAGAAAGGGGUUAAAACUCUGGAAGGGCAUUCCAAGUUGCUCUUAAAGCUCAACCCCCACGUAGCCCAUAUUAUUCUCUCAAACCCGAGAUUGUCACCUCAUUCUUGCUUGAGUUUUUUCAGAUUCUUGAAAGGGAACCCAUCUCUUUUUUCUCAUAGGCCCGACCUCCGAGCUCAUAUUAUAUUAGCUCGAAGAUUGUAUGAAGCUCGAAAGUUUGCUGAAAUGAAGAAUGUGUUGCACUCUGCUGUAAGGGAUGGUAGUGCUUUUGUCUCAAUAUUGGAUAUUGUCAACAUGCGUCAAGAUCAACUUGAUGAGCCUAGAUUUGUUGUGAAGUUUUGUGACAUGUUGUUCAGGGUUUAUGCUGAUAAUAAGAUGUUCGGGGAUGCUGUGGAAGUCUUUGACUACAUGGAAAGUAGUGGUUUCGAUAUUGAUGAGAGGUCCUGCAUGGUCUUUUUGUUAGCUUUGAAGAGACUCAGUACUCUAGAAAAUUGCUUGGGGUUCUUCAGGCGGAUGAUUAAGUCAGAUCUGGUAACGGUUUAUUCACUGACUGUCAUGGUUGAUCUGUUGUGCAAGAAAGAUAUGGUUGAAGAUUCGAGGAAACUCGUGGACAAGUUGGGUUCUAAGGGGAUAAAGCCGAAUGUUUUCACUUACAAUACAUGGAUCAAUUCAUAUGUAAAAGGAAAGGAUGAUGGUGCCAUUGAUGAAAUAUUGAGACUGAUGGAGAAAGACCAGGUGGGAUACAAUGUGGUUACCUUCACACUUUUGAUCGACUGGUAUGCAAGCUCCAAGAAAACUAAGGAUGCUGAGACAAUGUUUGAAGAAAUGCAUAAGAAAGGCAUCCAAGGGGAUGUUUUUGUUUACAAUUCAAUAAUCAAUCUGAAUUGUAAGGUGGGAAACAUGAAAAGGGCAUUUGCACUUUUUGAUGAAAUGACUGAGAAGGGCCUUCUUCCAAGCGUUCAAACUUAUGGGGCUUUGAUCAAUGGUGUCUGCAAGGUUGGCCAGAUGGAGGCAGCUGAUAAGUUGGUUACUGAGAUGCAGAGAAAUGGAAUCGAAUUGAAUCUGGUGAUAUAUAACACACUAAUAGAUGGGUUUUGCAGAAAUGAAAUGGUUGAUGAAGCUCGUGAGGUGCUGGUGAUCAUGAAGAAUAAAGGGAUCGAGGCUGAUGAAUUUACUUUCAACACAAUUGCUAGUGGACUGUGUAAGUUAAACAGGCUCGAGGAAGCAAAACAGGUGUUAUUCGCAAUGGAAGAGAAUGGUUUGAUGCCUAACUUGGUUAAUUUCACUACUUUGAUUGACAUAUACUGUAAGGAAGGAAACUUAGUGGAAGCUAGAAGAAUCUUUCAAGAGAUGAAUGAGAAGGGACAUACACCAAAUAUUGUUGCUUACAAUGCUUUAAUUGAUGGGCAUAUAAAGAAAGGGAAACUUGCUGAACCUAAAACGCUGAGAGAUGAGAUGAUGAAUCGGGGUAUGAAGCCAGACAAGUAUACAUAUACAUCCCUUAUACACGGGGAAUGUAUCUAUGGGAAAAUAGAAGAGGCACUCAAAUUGUUCCGUGAAAUGUCUGAAAGGGGCUUGCCUAAAAGUCUUGUCACUUACACAGCAAUAAUCUCAGGUCUAGCCAAGGCUGGGAGAUCGGAUGAAGCUUUUGCAUUAUAUGACGAGAUGAUUGAAGCUGGACUUAAACCUGAAGACUCAUUAUACUCUUUGCUAGUGGGGAGUCUUCAUUAGGCUAGGUUGUAGCCGUAUUACUUGGCCUAAGUUCUACGUCAAUUGGAUUUUGACAAUCGUGCCAGAGGCGCUAGAUGAUCCCCUAUAUCUCCACUCAGGAAUUUGCUCUGUCAUUAAUUAUCCAGAUGCUCUUCAAACCAGGUCUGAUUAGUUUCCCUUCAUCUUCUUGAAAGUGUUAAUUGCCUGAUUAAUAUUGUAUGUGAUUUGGCCCAGUUAUUUCUUCUUUCAUAUCCCUGUUAAUUCCCCUGUAUCACACUUCUAGAAAGAUAUGAUAGAACAGUCAAUAGACAUUGCAAUUGACAAACUGCUUUAUGUAAUAACAGAUAUUCUUCCAUACGCAGGGCUUUCUUCGUUUACUUCUCCUCUACUUUCCUGUCUUCUUGGAGUAUCUCAAUUUUUUCCUUUUCUGUGCCUAGGUGGGUUUCAACUGAUAGAGAGCACUGCUUGACAAUUGUUCUGUCUUAGUGACCCAUUCACAUGUACAAGUGUACACGAAGGAUGAAUGAGAUUUUCUAUUUCUUACCAUCUAGUGUGUGAUAUCUAUGUGCACUCUUGCUGAUUAUUGUCCAUUGUUGGUAGCUGAGAUGAGAGUACUCUUGCUAUAAAAUGUCUGACAAAGCUUUGCAGGUGUCUCUGCCAAGAGGAAUUGAUGUUUCGAUAUCCUUCUUUCUUGCCUGCCCGUUGAAAAGCAUUUGGAAACCAGAGUGCAGAUGUUGACGAGGUACUAAUUACUCCGUUUGUAACAUGUGUCCAGCAUCUUAAACCAGUUGAAGAGACCCAAUGGAGUUUGGCUUUCUUAAACCAGUCAAAGGGUACUUCCUCCAGAAUUGCUUUUGUCAAUCCUGUGCAUUGCUUUUCGAAGGCUCGAGGGAUGCAUUGCUUUAGUUAUGACUUGGGUUGAAAGUGGAGCUCAUUGAAGGGUCAAUAUCGGUAGACAAGUAGAAGCUGAAUUAAAAUCACCCUAAACAACCUGGAAUAAUCAGGAAAUAUACUCGCUGACUUUCACGGAAUCCUUCCUAGGAAAGAAUUGAGGGCUGCAGUUUGCUUAUAUUUGUCAGAGACCUCGCUUCUUUCUUUCUGGCUGUUUUUGGUUUCUCCAUAGUUUCUCAUUAGAACUAUUGAAAAGUCAAAGUUCACGUCA
Rhodamnia argentea is the source of this 3202-nucleotide messenger RNA. RefSeq names its product pentatricopeptide repeat-containing protein At2g32630. The coding region runs from base 235 to 2061 and encodes 608 amino acids. NCBI's taxonomy places the organism in Eukaryota, Viridiplantae, Streptophyta, Magnoliopsida, Myrtales, Myrtaceae. Gene Ontology annotation, molecular function: protein binding. The record is from RefSeq and is a predicted model, not a curated record. The transcript has 4 exons.